This is a messenger RNA of Effrenium voratum, 1690 nucleotides long. NCBI's taxonomy places the organism in Eukaryota, Dinophyceae, Suessiales, Symbiodiniaceae. The record is from the annotation of a GenBank genome assembly.
AUGGCGCAGGUCGUCCGAGUGAACAACAAGUCUGUGGGUGAGAGCCCAGGCGACGGCGCACCCGGCGCACCGUCCCGCUCGGCCUCGCCGCGGCACUUCACGGCGGAGCGCUGGGCGCCCUCGGCCCGGGAGAAGCGGAAGUACGCGUCCCUCUUCAAGCGGACCGACUGGGACCAGGACGGCUUCGUGCAGGGCGCCGAGGCCCAGACGCUGCUGGAGAGGUCCCGGCUGCCGCCUCAGGCCUUGGCGAAGUGCUGGGAGCUGGCGGACCAGGACCGGGACGGCCGAUUGACCUUCUCCGAGUUCCUGUGCCUCGUCCACCUGGUCACCUGCCUGUUGCGCGGGGCGCCGGUGGCGGAGCUGGAGCGACCUGGGGGCCUCCCGGCGCCGCUGCAGGCGGCGCUCGCGCGGCUGGAGCCCUUGGAGCAGCUGGCGCGGGAGCGCGAGGAGAGCCGCUCCCGCAGCGCUUCCCCGGCGCCCACGGCCAUCGGUUUGGAUGCUUUGGGCGCGGAUGGCGGCCACGGUCGCAGCUUGCCCCAGGUGAGCCUCACGCCGGAGCCGGAGCCCCGAAACUUGGACGACGGCGGCUUCGGAGGCCUCGCGGACCUCGGGAAUGAUGCCGCGGCCUCGAAGUUCGAAGACUUUGGGCAGUUCGAGACGGAAGGCUUUGGGGAAUUUCCGGAGAAGGAGAAGAAGGAGAAGAAGAAGAAGAAGAAGGACAAGGCCAAGGACAAGCUGGACUUCGACACAGAUGUGCAGGCGGAUUUCCCGGGCGGCGACUGGCGCGAGCCGAGCGCGGAGAAGGAUUUGGACCCCUUCAGCACCGCCGCAGACUUCCCUGCGACGGCGAAGGCGGACUUCGGCGACUUCGGCGGCAUGGACUUUGGAGGCCUCGGUGGCGGUGACUUCGGCUUCGGGGAGAUGGCCGAGAUGGGCUUCGAAGGCUUGGAAAGCCAGGACAUGCAGCCGGAGAACGUCAAGCACCUGAACUCGGUGGCCAAGUGCGACCGCUCGCUGGCGAAGAUGCUCCGGGACGAGGUGGACCAGCUGGACGGGGAGCUGCGGCGGCUCCAGGAGCUCGGGGCCUCGCUGGAGCAGAAGCUUUCGCAGGAGGCAGUCGACUUGGAGCAGCUCGCGCGCCAGAAGAAGGCCAUGGAGAAGGGCCUCCUGGAGGAGAAGCAGCGCCUCUCGCAGCUCCGGGAUUCCCGGGGCCAGGCGCACCUCGAGAGCCUGGCGCUCCGACGGGACCGCAGCCACCUGACCCAGGAGCUAGGCUUCCUGCGAACCAUGGCGGAAGGGGAGGAGGAGCUGAUCUCCGUGCUGAGGCACUCGAACCAAUACCUGGAGGCGUCCUGUCAGGACCUGGAGCAGGGCGCUGAGGCGCUGACGCGGCGGGGUGCGGAGCUGCAGGCGACCUUGAAGACGGAGGAGGACCUGUGCCAGCGCGACACCCGGACCCUGGCGGAUCUUCGGGCCACCUUCGCCCAGGUGGCCGCCACCCCGGCGCCAGUGGCGGACGCCUUUGCGAGGGAGAGCCUUGCGAUGCCCAGUGGCAAAGGCCAGACGCCGCCAAGUGGGCCCAUCGCGGUGCCCAAGAGCAGCUCUCGAUUCGUGGUGCAGAGGGAGGGCGUGUGAGCCGUGAAUUCGCGGUGGUGCUUCCUCUGGCAAAGAUAUGACGGAACCCCAAGAC